Boeremia exigua is the source of this 1857-nucleotide messenger RNA. Its product is annotated as glutamyl-tRNA amidotransferase. Lineage: Eukaryota; Fungi; Ascomycota; Dothideomycetes; Pleosporales; Didymellaceae. The coding region runs from base 1 to 1857 and encodes 618 amino acids. The record is from RefSeq and is a predicted model, not a curated record. The transcript is spliced from 2 exons.
AUGGUCACCUCAUGGUCUUUCAGCAUUGCUGUAUUCAGCCUUGCUACCAGCGUUCAGGCAGCAGUCUCGUCCAAGGGGUUCACAGUAUCGCUGACGGACAUUGACUACUUCCUCCCUCCCAAACCAGUUGCAAGCAUCGCCGGCUGCGAUGAGAUCAAAUCGGCGUUCGCCGAUGGACCAUUUGUACCAUUCACUGUUGUUAAGGGCGACGGUUGUGAAACACUGGACCUCGCAUCUGCCACAGCUAAGUAUGCCGAGGACGACGUUUGGCAGGAAGGCUUCCUCGAUGCACUCUAUGUGAGCGGUGGAAGUGCAGGCAAUGUCUCCGCCACAGUUAUCACUGGCAUAGUGUCUGGCAGCCUGAAGCCCGGUCCGUACUUCAUCAACGCAGCUGGUCAAGUAUAUGAGGCAUGGCGACUGUACAGCGAUGUUACAGGCGCCUUCACCGAAACUGCGAUUGCCAACGGCGAUGGCUCCUACUCAGUCCUUCCUGCAGGGACCUUGGGGCAAAAGCUGGCUGUAGCUGUUCCCUCUCGCCUGUACUUUGAGAAGACUGCAGAAAAGCCGUUGGCAGGUGUCCGAAUUGGCAUCAAGGAUAUCUACGACAUCAAAGGACUACGCACCUCCAACGGCAACAGAGCUUGGUAUUGGCUUUACCCUCCGGCCAACAAUACUGCAACACCCGUUCAAAAUCUGAUCGACGCAGGUGCAAUCAUCGUGGGUAAGAUGAUCACCUCACAAUUCGCCAAUGGCGAGACAGCUACUGCGGAUUGGGUCGAUUAUCACGAAUCGUUUAACCCGCGUGGUGAUGGCUACCAAGACACAUCGUCGAGCUCAGCUGGCGGGGGUGCUGGAACGGCUGCAUACGAAUGGCUUGACGUGUCCCUUGGGUCUGACACCGGCGGCAGUGUCCGCGGUCCCUCUCAAGUCCAAGGUCUGUACGGCAACCGACCUUCCCACAGUCUGGUCACUCUCGAACACACUAUGCCACUGGCUCCUGUUCUCGAUACCGCCGGCCUCCUCGCUCGCGAUCCCCUGAUCUGGAAGGCGGCAGCUCAGGCCAUGUACGGAUCCAAUGUCACCAUUAGCAGCGAAUAUCCGAGCAGCAUCAAAACCCUCGCAUGGCCUACCGAGGCCAGCAACGUCGCCAACAGCCUUCUAGUCAACUUCCUCGCUAACGUAACCGACUUUCUGGGGGCAAACGCCACCGCAUACAACGUGACUGCCUCCUGGAGUACCGACAACCCCUCCCUUGAACCCCUCGCAACAAUGAUGAAUCUCACAUACGCCAUCAUCAUCACCAAGCAACAAACCGCUCUAGUCCGCGAGCCCUUCCUCGCAGACUACGCUGCUGCCCACGGCGGCCGCACGCCCUUCAUCAACCCCGUUCCCCUCGCACGUUGGGGCUGGGGCGACAACCAAACCGCCACCCUCGAGGAGAGCAUCGCGAACAAAACCACCUUCAUGGCAUGGGCGAACAGCACGUUCCUCGCUCCUUCCGCGUCCACAUGUUCCGAGAGCCUGGUCAUGUACGUUGGGUCCACGGGGCGCACCACCUACCGCAACGUGUAUCUGAACGAGCCGGGAGUGCCGCUCGGGUGGAGCAACAGCCGUAUUUCAAUUUUCAGCGAGGCGCCGGAUUUCGUGGUCCCUAUUGGUGAAGCGCCGUACAAUUCGACUGUGACAGGGCAUGAGGAGUAUUUGCCUGUGACAGCGAACUUCAUGGCGGCCAAGGGGUGCGAUGGGAUGCUGUUCAGUCUGAUUAGUGAUCUGUAUGGGGCGGGCAUUUUGAAGGAGGCACUGGCUGGAAAGAGCGGAGUGACAGGUGGCCAGACACUUUACAGAAGGGGCAUGUAA